Molecule: messenger RNA, 634 nt
Organism: Saccoglossus kowalevskii
Lineage: Eukaryota; Metazoa; Hemichordata; Enteropneusta; Harrimaniidae
Product: high affinity cationic amino acid transporter 1-like
Biological process (GO): transmembrane transport; amino acid transport
Cellular component (GO): plasma membrane
Molecular function (GO): amino acid transmembrane transporter activity
Source: RefSeq, a predicted model, not a curated record
CUCAUUUAUUAUAAGUUUUUUCUUCGAAUAUUUACUUGAUAGCAACCCAUGGGUGAUUACCAACGUAUGUGUAUUUGGGUUAUUAUCUCUCGUUGCUAUAGUAAUGAUCGCUAGGCAGCCACAGCGCAAGAACAAGAAAGAUUUCGCAUUCGAGGUACCCCUGAUGCCCUGGUUACCGGCAGUGGCGCUCUUCACAAAUAUAUAUCUCCUGGUGUCAGUUCCCCGUAAGGCAUGGCUGCAGUUUGUAAUAUGGCUGAUGGCAGGUCUGAGUAUUUAUUUUCUUUAUGGCCUACGUCACAGCAAAGAAGCCCGGAAAUAUAUGUACCAUGUCCCGGAUGAAGAAGAGGAGCGGAUUCUACUGAAACCUAUACCUAAAUUGGACAUCAUGGCCGUGUUGAUGCCAACGCAGUAUGGUAAUAAAAAGAAAAGCGGGAAACGAAAAUCAUCUGAUGUCUCAUACGACGAUAGAUUCGACGAAGAGCCGGAACAUUUUGUCACAACUCCAUAACCGACCCGGAUUAUUGCCGUAAAUGUACAUUCUGAAUGGCAUACACACGGACGUGUUCCUAAUACAGGUGACUGGCUGGCACGUAUUACAUUUCUCAUCCUUUCCACCAUGUACAAUGAAUUCGAG